CUCUCUCUCUCUCUCUCUCUCUCAGUGCUGGUUUGUGCUCGCUCUGUUCUGCAGACUCUCCGUGCUGCUGCAGACCGAGGUGAAGUAAUGGAUCGUCUUCUUCUAUCUCUUUUGCACCGGAUGGCAGUCCUGACUCUGGUGGCCUCAGCAGCUGUGGAAAGCAUAGCUGAUGAGGGAGACUACAGUUGGGCCAGGAUGAAGGUGCCAUUGGUUGUGGACAGACAGACGGUUCGGCUGCAAAACCCCAAGUUUAGCAGUCCCAGAGAUCCAGGCACAGUGUGUGGGAUCGAGUGCCAGAGGAACCUUCCAGAACCAGGACCUGCUGAGCUGGAGCAGCUCCUGUCCUAUGAGACGUUCUUUGAGAACGGGACACGUACACUGACCAAAGUGGUGCUAGAGGGUCUUCAUAAUGUGAGGAACAUUUCAUUCCAUCCUUCUGCCUCUCCGGUAGGCCUCAAACGAGAAAGACGUCAUGUUUACGGCUUGGAUGGCCGCUUCGUGAUCACGGACAAGCGCUACAUCACUAGCUACCCAUUUUCUGCUUCAGUGAAGCUUUCCAUGGGAUGCUCAGGGAUUCUAGUGUCUCCCAGACAUGUGCUGACAGCCGCCCACUGUGUCCAUGACGGGAAAGACUACUUGAAAGGAAGCAGGAGGCUGCGAGUGGGCAUAAUGAAGUUACGAUCCAAACGAGGCAGAGGGAGAGGUGGCAAGAAGAGCAGACAGCAGGAAAUGAGACCUGACGCAGAAGAUGUUGCUGAAUCAACUGGAGAGAAAAGAGAGCGGAAGAAGGGGAGGAAAAGGAAGAACCGUAUAAGGCGAAGCACUGUGGUUGGCAAGUCCAUGUUUGGCGGGGAACGGCAGGAGUCCAAGCAGCCAAGGCUCCGUUGGACGCGGGUCAAGCAGACGUACGUUCCCAAAGGCUGGAUGGGUGAAGUGGGCAAUAAAUUGGCUCUGGACUACGACUAUGCCUUGCUCGAGCUGAAGCGAUCUGCCCGAACGAAGCACAUGGACUUGGGUGUGGUUCCCCUGAUCAAGCGAAUUCCAGCUGCGAGGAUACACUUUUCCGGCUUUGACAACGACCACCCGGGGAAAGUAGUGUACCGUUUCUGCUCCGUUUCUGACGAGUCCAAAGAUCUGAUGUACCAGUACUGUGAUGCCCAGCAAGGAUCAAGUGGAGCAGGAGUCUACGUGAGGCUCGGUGAGCCAUCCAAGAGUACGAAGGGUAGAAGGAAAUGGAGGCGGAAGGUUAUUGGUGUGUUCUCAGGGCACAGGUGGGUGGACGUGAAUGGAACGCAAAAGGACUACAAUGUGGCGGUCAGAAUCACGCCAGCAAAGUUUGCACAGAUAUGCCACUGGAUUCACGGAGACUCCAGCCAGUGCAAACUAGCCUGACCUGGUCUUGAGUGGACGUCCUCUGUAGCUGAUAUUUAAUGGAUGCUUGCUAUCCAGUCCCCUAAAUAUUUCCCAGGGAUCGGUUUAAGAAGCGGGUUGACACUUUGAGACAUUAAUUAGCUAAUUAUCACUGAAUUUAGCCGACCUGCUUUCUGUCCAGAAAACCAGGAUGUCAAGAUGUUUCCAGACUCCUGAAUGGUUGUUUAUUUAUCAUUUUUUUCCCAAAAAAUUGUGCUGGUAUUUGAUUUGUGGAUCACCAGGCCUUUCAGAAGUUAUGCCACCUAAGUGAACCCUAAAUGUCAGACUCCUGGACUCCUAAACCUUCAAACCAGUGGUCACCAACUCUCUUACCUAAAACUAAUGCAGGGGUGCCCAAUCCUGGACCUGGAGAUCUACCACCCUGCAGAGUUCAGCUAACACACCUGAUCUGGGUAAUGCAGGCCUUCAGAGGCAUCUGCACAUUCGAGCCAGGUGUGUUGGAUCUGAACUCUCCAGUGGGGUGGAUCUCCAGGGCCAAGAUUGAGCAACCCAGCAUUAAUGGCUCUGAUCCAGCCAAUCAGGCACUUCUGAAGAUGUUAAUUAGCUGCAGCAGGUGUGGCAGACAGAAGUUGGAACUUUGCAGGAAAGUAGACCUUCAGGACCAGACCUGGUCACCACCUCUUUAAACAAUCAUUACCACUUCCUGUCCUGUUCAGGACUUUCAGCUGACCUUGUCAGAGCUGGAGUCAAAUAUGGUGGCAUAGUUCACAUUUAACUACAGGAUAAUCACAACUGAAUUACUUCAUCAUAGUCCAUGGCAACAAUAAAGGUAUAGGGUAAAUAUAUGGCAAUACAGAUACUGAAGGGCAGGGUUACAUACUGGAGUGAGUUAUGAAUAGGGCUCAAUCUCAAAUAGCUCCAUACUCCCUAUAUAGUGCACUAUAUAGGUAAAGGGCCAGCAACCCAAAUGUUAAGAGCAGCCAUUUUGCUCUUUCAACAAAAAUCAAACCACCUUGGGAG
Messenger RNA from Colossoma macropomum (tambaqui), 2391 nucleotides. RefSeq names its product inactive serine protease 35 (gene prss35l). Gene Ontology annotation, molecular function: serine-type endopeptidase activity. The record is from RefSeq and is a predicted model, not a curated record. Gene Ontology annotation, biological process: proteolysis. The coding region runs from base 88 to 1392 and encodes 434 amino acids. NCBI's taxonomy places the organism in Eukaryota, Metazoa, Chordata, Actinopteri, Characiformes, Serrasalmidae. The transcript is spliced from 2 exons.